Molecule: messenger RNA, 2545 nt
Organism: Tachysurus vachellii
Lineage: Eukaryota; Metazoa; Chordata; Actinopteri; Siluriformes; Bagridae
Product: transmembrane protease serine 9-like
Exons: 14
Coding region: 113-2020 (635 amino acids)
Biological process (GO): proteolysis
Molecular function (GO): serine-type endopeptidase activity
Source: RefSeq, a predicted model, not a curated record
AGUUUUGCUUUCAUCAAGUUAAAAAUGUGGGUAGAAGAACUAGCUCUUUAUCAGUGUGACACAUAACAUCAAGACACAGAAGACAUCCUGAAACCGAAGCAGACACAAGAGCAUGGGGAUUCAUUCGUGGAAUGUCUUGUGUGUUGUGGUUGCUGUACUCCUUAAUUCUACAGGCUCAUUCGCCCAGCAGAAUGUUUGUGGUCAGCCUCCACUGAGCAACAAGAUUGUGGGUGGUGCAGAUGCCUCUCCUGGAUCCUGGCCUUGGCAGGUCAGCUUUCAAUCAGGUGGCAGCCAUUUCUGUGGUGGCAGUCUGAUCAAUGCGGACUGGGUCUUAUCAGCUGCUCACUGUUUCCCAAGCUCCUCAACAUCUGGUAUCACAAUCAAUUUAGGAAUGGAAAGUCUGGAUUUAACUAACUCUAAUCAGCAGCAAAGAAGCGCUAGUAUAAUUAUCAUUAACCAAAAUUAUAACGAUAACACCAAAGACAAUGACAUUGCACUGGUCCAACUCUCUUCUUCAGUGACAUUCAAUAAUUAUAUCCAGCCGGUGUGCCUUGCAGCAAGCAACAGUUCUUUUUCUGCUGGUACUGUAGUCUGGGUCACAGGAUGGGGUACUAUUGCUUCUGGAGUGAGUCUGCCGUCCCCUCAAACCCUGCAGGAGGUGCAGGUACCAAUUGUCAGUAACAGUAACUGUGCAAAAGCAUAUAGUCCUAUCACAGACAAUAUGCUGUGUGCUGGCUUAGCUCAGGGAGGAAAAGACUCAUGCCAGGGGGAUUCUGGAGGCCCACUGGUGGUCAAAAGCAAUGGAGUCUGGGUUCAGGCUGGGAUUGUGAGCUUUGGCAAUGGCUGCGCUUUACCCAAAUUUCCCGGUGUGUACACCAGAGUGUCUCAGUACCAAGACUGGAUUAAGAGCAACAUCGGCAGCAACGAUAUUGGAUUUGUUACAUCAAAUAGCAGUUGUGGUUCCCCCUUCUGUCUGAUCCUUUUUUUCUCUUUCAUCUUCUUCCUCUGCAACUUCUACCUUUGCCCAAUCCUAGUGUCACACGACUCUGACGUGUGUGCCAAAUUUCAAGAGCUUUCGAGCAUGCACCAGAGGACACAGGAGGUGAUGGAUAUUUACUUGUCAAAAGUUGUGUGCGUUGUAUUCACACUACUCAUUAAUACUCCAGGCUCACUUUCCCAGCUGUUUGUUUGUGGUCAGGCUCCAAUGAACAACAAGAUUGUGGGUGGUGCAGAUGCCUCUCCUGGAUCCUGGCCUUGGCAGGUCAGCUUUCAAUCAGAUGGCAGCCAUUUCUGUGGUGGCAGCCUGAUCAGUGCGGACUGGGUCUUAUCAGCUGCUCACUGUUUCCCAAGCUCCUCAACAUCUGGUAUCACAAUCAAUUUAGGAAUGGAAAGUCUGGAUUUAACUAACUCUAAUCAGCAGCAAAGAAGCGCUAGUAUAAUUAUCAUUAACCAAAAUUAUGACGAUAACACCAAAGACAAUGACAUUGCACUGGUCCAGCUUUCUUCUUCAGUGACAUUCAAUAAUUAUAUCCAGCCGGUGUGCCUUGCAGCAAGCAAAAGUUCUUUUCCUGAUGGUACUGAAGUCUGGGUCACAGGAUGGGGUACUAUUGCUUCUGGAGUGAGUCUGCCGUCCCCUCAAACCCUGCAGGAGGUGCAGAUGCCAAUUGUCAGUAACAGUGACUGUGCAACAGCAUAUAGUCCUAUCACAGACAAUAUGCUGUGUGCUGGCUUAGCUCAGGGAGGAAAAGACUCAUGCCAGGGUGAUUCUGGAGGCCCACUAGUGGUCCAGGAGAAUGGAGUCUGGGUUCAGGCUGGGAUUGUGAGCUUUGGCUAUGGCUGUGCUUUACCCAAUUUUCCCGGUGUGUACACCAGAGUGUCUCAGUACCAAGACUGGAUUAACAGCUGGAUCGGCAGCAACAAUAUUGGAUUUGUUACAUCAAAUAGCAGUUGUGGCUCCUCCAACCUCUUCUCUCUGAUCCUUUUUUUCUCCUUCAUCUCCCUCCUCUGCAACCGCUACUGAUGUCAGUCAAAUUAAACAUAUAUGCACAUAUGACAGAAGUUAACGUAUAUUACUGUAUUUCAUCACUGUCUUACAGAAGAGCUGUAUGAUUUUAUCUAUAACUUUUACUACUGAAUCUGAAUUUUCUACAAAAUCUGAAAAGGAAUCUACAAAUCUACAUUUUAUAGAUUGCAUCUGUACUACAUGUUUAAUAAUGACAAAGAACAAUCGGUCUAUACCAGGGGUCUGCAACUUUAACACUCAAAGAGCCAUUUGGAACGUUUCCCACAGAAAAAAAAAACACAGGGAGCCACAAAACCCUUUUGACAUCUAAAAUGAAGAUAACACUGCAUAUGUCGGUUUUUACCUUUAUGGAAAGUAGAAAAAACUGUAGUGUGUUGCAUUUAUGAAAUCAAUGUACUGCUACCGAGUAAACAAAAUUUUAUUUCUGCAAGCAAACAAAAACAUUUUGAACAGUUUGAACUAACCUUAACAAAAAAGACACUGGGUUGAAGGUUACUUUCAAAUAAAAUGUUCAAUGUCUAA